Messenger RNA from Aegilops tauschii subsp. strangulata, 3967 nucleotides. Its product is annotated as disease resistance protein Pik-2-like. The record is from RefSeq and is a predicted model, not a curated record. NCBI's taxonomy places the organism in Eukaryota, Viridiplantae, Streptophyta, Magnoliopsida, Poales, Poaceae. Gene Ontology annotation, molecular function: ADP binding. Gene Ontology annotation, biological process: defense response to other organism.
CUUUUUAUUUUCUGCGUAAACGUCAUCCUUUUUUUUUCUCCAUGGCUACCCCCAUCCAAGGUCUGGCGCUGCAUGCUGUCGUGGACAUUCUCACCUUUCACACGCCUCUUACUUGGUCUUCCUCCGUCCAUCUGCUCUCUUAGAAAUACCUCAAAAGUGCGCGACUUGAGCAGUUGCUCCAGCUAGUAAUUCUGGUUUUGAUUUCCUCAACAAAGGUAUGGUUUCUCUUCCCAGCCCUGGUUGAUCUUAAAUGUUUGUGCUUGUUCCUUGCUGGUUCGAGCGAGUUAUUGUCUUGAUCGUUGAGAUGUCAGCCUUUGAUCCGUGGUGCAGCGACUUUCGCUCGGCAGGUUGACUCUCUCUGCUCUCUACUCCGGCCUCCGGGUCUAGAAGCCGCGGAUCCUAGACGGGAAGACCUCAAAAACUGAGUGAGCCAGCCAACAACAGCAGUUUAUCUCUUCGCAAUCCAAUACAGGUGUUGCGGGCAAAUUGCUCGGUCAUGGAGACCGCGCUGGUGGUGAGCGCCUCCCAGGGCGCCGUGCGGAUCCUCUUGGGGAAGCUUGGAAACAUCCUUGCCACCAAGUACGCGCUCCUCAGCGGCGUACGUGAGGAGAUCCAGGAGCUCAAGGACGAACUGGAGAGCAUGACCGGCUGCCUCCGCGACCUGGCUGAUCGCGACGACCACAGCCAGCAGACGAGGAUCUGGAUGAAACAAGUGAGGGAGGUGGCGUUCGACGCGGAGGACUGCAUCGACAAAUUCUGCCGUCAUCUCGGCCAGCAUCCCGGAGAUGAUCCAGGACUAGCGAGCUACCUUGGCAGGAUAAUCAGCCUCCUGCGAACGAUGGGGUUGCGGGCUAAGCUGGCCGCCGAGAUCACGGGGCUUCAGUCUCGCGCCAAGGGCGUGAGCGACCGGCGGGUCAGGUACAGGCUAGAAGAUGCGGCAGGAGCUGGUCCUCGCAGCUCGAGCAAAUCGCUCCACUCCUCCGGCUACAAUCUGCGCCGCUUGCUUCCAUCUGAGCUCGGCGGCGGGUCAGGCCUCGUCGGGCUGGACGGCAGGACAAAUGAGGUGGUCGGCCUGCUGAAAUGCGGCGAGGCACCUCGCCGGGUGGUGUCCAUCGUCGGAUUCGGUGGCCUCGGCAAGACCACCCUCGCCACCGCCGUCUACAACAGCCCGGAGCUGUGCGACAUCCAGUGCCGCGCUUUCGUCGCUGUAUCCCAGACCUACGAUCUGCGGUCCCUUCUGGAAUCCCUGCUGAAGCAGCUUGUGGUUGUACCGGCGGGAACCUCUGACGAUAACCAUCCCCUCCGAGGAAUCAAAACCUGGGGCAUAACUGAAUUCCCCGAUAAGUACACAAAACACUUGACGGAUAAGAGGUACUUAAUCGUUCUUGAUGAUGUGUGGACGCCAGCAGCAUGGAAGUAUCUGAAUGAGUAUUUUCCCAAGAAUGAAAAACAAAGCAGAAUCAUAGUUACUACACGCACUCACGAUGUUGCAAGAAACUGCUCCACCCAUGACCAAAUCUAUGAGAUGAAGCACUUGGAGCCGGAAGAUUCAGAGAAGCUAUUCUUCAGGAUAGUGUUUGAGUCCGACGAAUGUCCGGACAGACUGCAGGAAGUCUCCACAGCUAUAUUAAAAAAGUGCAAUGGUUUGCCUCUAGUCAUAGUAAGCAUAGGUCGUAUGCUUGCUCAGAGGGAAAACAAGAUACCCGCAGAUUGGCAAAAGGUAUGUCGUAGGCUGGGUCCUGAACUAGAGACAAACCCCACUUUAGAGGCAAUGGGCCGGAUACUUACCCUUAGCUACAAUGACCUGCCCUACAAUUUGAAAGCAUGCUUCUUGUACCUGUGUGCUUUCCCCGAGGAUUAUGAGAUCAAAAGAGGGCCUCUGAUUAGGCGCUGGGCAGCCGAAGGCUUCAUCGCUGCCAUGCGUGGGCUGAGUUUGGAAGAGAUUGGUCAGAAUUAUUUCGACGAGUUCAUCAGUAGAAGCCUGGUCACCCCUGGAGUGAUUUCAGACACCGGCAAGGUCAAGAGCUGCAAGAUUCAUGACAUAAUGAUGGAAGUUAUAACCUCCAAAUCAGUCCAAGAAAACUUCAUGUCGUUCCUAGGGAGUUCGGAAGACAACAUUACAGCUGGCCAUGACAAGAUCCGGCGGCUCUCCAUCCAUCCCGGUGGCACCAUGGAGAAUAAAGGCUUCACCAGUCAAUACUUGACCCAUACCCGUUCUUUGACAAUUAUUGGCAGCACUCAAAAACCAGCAGCCAUCACUUUUUCAGGCUUUACUCUUUUAAGGGUUCUAGACCUCGAAGGAUGUCUAUGGUUAAGCAAUCAAGAUUUGAAGGACAUUUGCAAACUGUCUUUGCUGAGCUACCUGAGUCUUAGAAGCACAUCCAUAUCCGAAGUUCCAAAUGCAGUAGGGAAACUGAAAGAAUUGGUGACAUUGGAUGUAAGGGGAACAUCUGUGGCUGAAUUUCCCAGAGGCAUCACUAAGCUCCAAAAUCUGAAGCACCUAAUGACAGGCAGUUAUCAGUACUAUACAAGGUCACGAAGUGUUAAGCAUCUGUUAACUGGAGUGAAGCUACCUCGCGGAUUACAGAAUAUGUGUGCCCUGCAGAGGAUUUCUACCAUAGAUAUCAACAAAAGCUUCCGUUCAAUGGAUGAGCUGGGGGACUUGUCUCAGUUAACCAGGCUUUACGUGGUCAGCCAUGAGGCAGUGGAGGAUACAAGCAGGUGGGAGACCUUCGUCAAGUCCUUGAAUAAGCUAAGCAGCUCCCUUCGAUACCUAUCGAUUCAGCGAUUAAAACUAGCAUGUCAGCCCACAAAUGAUUAUAUAUCCCCACCUCUCUUUCUUCACAGCCUACACUUGUGCGGACGAGUAAGUUUGCCGCCAAACUGGUUUUCAUCGCUCAGUGACUUGGCCAGUGUGUCAAUUCGAGAGACUUACUUUGGCGCUGAGUUGAUAGAGGUCCUAGGGAAGCUUCCCGGUCUUCUUUCAUUCAAGAUAUAUGCAUCGGGAAUAGAAUCCACAGAAACUCGAUUGUGCUUUGAACCGGAUCGAUUUCCACAGCUGAAGCAACUGGUCCUCGAUAAUCCGUCAAAUUUCUCCGAGGAGAUCAGCUUUUGCGGGGGCGCAACUAAUCUUGAGAGGCUCACAUUGUCAAUAGUGAAGGUUCCCAGCAGAGGCAUUUCAGGCAUUAAUGACCUUCUGAAACUAAGAGAGGUUGAGUUCUUCGGCUCAAUUGUUCAAUCUCUGGUGAACACAGUAAUGGCUGUGGCCAGGGAACACCAAAAUCAUCCUAGAGUCACCUUAGAAGGUCAACCUACGGAAGAUCAAUCUACGAUAGCCCAACCCAUGGAAGAUCAACUACGGCCGGAAGCUGCCUAAGCAUCUUGCUGGCAGCUGUAGGCAUGAACCCUGGAGGCUGGAGGCGCUGCAAGAACCAAUAGUUGAUGACGGGUGUGCUGGAACUUGGGGUCUACACUCUCCCUCGAGCCGAUGCGUGUGCAUAGAUUAGUUUUUGUGAGUUCGUUCCACGCCCCGGUGGCGCCUACAUGCUCUGUUCUGUUUAUUUCACUCCUAACAAUAUUAGCUCUCUUCUUUUUCUCCUUGAUGGAAUGUUAUCCACGGCUUGUGAGGGAACCUCUUUGUUUUAGACUUUCGAGUGAUUAUUUGGAACCUCUAUCUUUUGGCUACUGUGGAACAUGGUAAUUUUAGAGCUUAAAGACUGUACGACCUUACCUUCUCCCGGUGGAAUUUUAUUUAUCAUUUGUUAUUAUGCCUCGGAAAGUUCCAGUUAACUAUAUCGUGGACCGUAGAGUUAUUGAUUCUCAAGGUAAGUGGGAUUCAGUCAGAAAUACGAUGGAUGGGUGAAGCUAUCAUGUUGAUUACGUUCAGUAAAGAGACCGACUGCCUGUCCUAUGGGACGGUAAUCCGCUAGUUCAGUAAACAGAUCAAGUUGCGAUUUACCUUUUUUUU